AACUCCAAAGAACAAAAAAGUAGAGAUAAGAUAUAGUGAGUCCUCAGUCUCCGCUAUUCGAAGCGGUGGAAAUGACUUCAAUCAUCCACAACGGCGUUCAAAUUUCUUCGAAGCUCGAUUCUCCAUGGCCUAAGGUUUCAUCACACCCUCAUUUUCAUCCUCGAACAUGGAUCGAGACUGUCCACAAUCACGUUCCUCAAUUUUCCUCAGUUAUCCUCAACUGCCAUCCUUCUCCGCGCCCUUUGGUUCGAUGCUCCAGUCGAAUCGAGAGGGAGGGCGAUCCAUCUACUGCAGAAGCCAAUAGGACGUCUUCCGUUCGAGGAACGAUUGAGGGGCCUGAAAGUAAAGUUUCUUCUAUUAGAAAUGUUGCUCUAUGUGUUGCUACUGCCGUGGCAUUUGGUAUUGGGGUGGGUUUGAAAGAUGGAGUUGGCAAGGCAUCUGAAUUUUUUGCUGGGUAUCUUCUGGAGCAAAGUUUGUCAGUUGACAAUCUUUUUGUCUUUGUUUUGAUUUUCAAGUACUUUAAAGUGCCAACGGAGUAUCAGAAUCGGGUGCUUACUUAUGGUAUUUCUGGUGCAAUUUUCUUUCGUCUAACAAUCAUACUUCUGGGAACAGCCACUCUGCAGAGAUUUGAGGCUGUGAACCUGCUUCUGGCUGCUAUACUUCUAUUCUCAUCAUUUCAGCUGUUUGCAAGUGAUGAAGAGGAUGACGGCGAUCUAUCAGACAACUUUGUAGUAAAGACAUGCCAAAAAUUAAUUCCUGUUACAGCAACCUAUGAUGGGAAUCGCUUUUUUACACUUCAGGAGGGUGUGAAGAAAGCAACACCUUUACUGCUCACCGUAGCUGUAAUUGAGCUCAGUGAUAUAGCAUUUGCAGUUGAUUCAAUACCUGCCGUUUUUGGUGUUACAAGGGACCCUUUCAUAGUGUUUUCGUCUAAUUUUUUUGCCAUUUUAGGUUUGCGAUCCCUAUUCAUUCUUGUAGCUGAUGGGAUGUCAGAAUUGGAGUACUUACAGCCUUCCAUUGGCGUUGUUUUAGCAUUUAUUGGGAGCAAGAUGAUCCUUGAUUUCUUCGGAUUCCACGUUCCAACUGAGGCAUCUCUUGGAUUUGUCGCAAUAAGUCUGAGCACUGGUGUCCUCUUGAGUCUGCUGAAGAAGGCUGAUUGAUCACAAAAACAGAAAUAGAGGGUGUUUGGCUUUAAUUGAAGUAAGUUAUUGCCUCUUCAUUUUGGUAAAAAAGAAAAGGCCUAGAUUCAAGCUUCUAAUUGAAAAAUUAACAAUUGAAGUACCGUUUUAAGCUUCAGAAUCGAAAACUUAGGUCUGUUUGGUAACCAUUUGACUUUUAGUUUUUGAAAAGUAAUUCUAUAGACACCCCUUAAUUUUUUUUUUUUUUUAUCAAUGUUUUAGAAAACCAAAGCCAUAAUUUAAAAACUAAUUUGAAAACUAUGACUUGUUUGGUAACCAUUUCAUUUUUCAUUUUUUUAAAACUAAAGCCUAUAUUUCCUCAGUUUCUUGUCCAUGUUUUUCCUUAUUCAUAAGUAUAAGAGUUGAAUUCUUAGUUAAAAUCUAAAAACAAAAAUAAGCUUUUAAAACAUAGUUUUCUUAAUUUUCAAAUUUUAGUCUGGUUUUUUAAAAAAUAGGUCGAAAGUACAUGACGAAACGAGAAACUUAGGGGUGGAAGGAGUGUUUGUAAGCUUAAAACUAAAAACCAAAAAUCAAGGGUACAAAACGGGGCCUAUAAAGUUAGUUGUUAAAACAUUUUUCUUUUCUUUGAAUUUGGUGUAUUUAACUCUUAUAUUCAAGCCUCAAGAUACGAGGAAGGGAGGCGUAGAAAUCAUAUGCAAACCAUAGUAAGAACAUUUGAGGAAACAGGGUUAACUUUUCGGAACUCAACCGCUCUUGAAUGUGAAUUGGUAGAGUAGGGAGGCAGAGAAAUUUGAAAGUGAAAUUUCCGAUUCUCUCAUCCUCAAAAGGUGGGAGGAAAAAUAAACUAGAAUAAAAUUUAAAGCAAGUGUCCAUAAUUAGGUUCUUUCUAAUUAGUUUUGCUGGAGAGUAAUUGACAUGACCCACCAUCUAGAGAUAGAAAGUCUGAUCUCUUAUCUCAACUAAUGUCCUUUCUUUUAAAUGUUAGAAUUUUCCUACUUUCUAAUCGUUACAGAAUUGUUUGUUUAAAAUUGUCAUGUAACUAUUGACUGGAGCCACGGUUGUACUCGGGAAGAAAAAGGAUGAUAGAACCGUUGUGCUGUCUACAAAUCGUGGAGGUUAGAAGAACCAUUCUUUUAACAACUCGUUGGUUGUUGUGCUGAGAUGACGAAUUUAUUCUCGUUAUUUUGUUCUUUUCAAGUAAUUCCAAAUCUCUCUCAGAACCUUUCUGUUGUAGAUAAAUGAUUAGUAGCUCUAAAUCUCUGCUUUUCAACAUUACAUUCUUAUGUCAAAGGUGAGUUAUUGUCGUUCCUUUCUGCUACCCCCACCCCACUUCUCCCCCAAAAAAUAUACAUAUACUGGUUCUUGAGAUUUGAAAUUAAUGUUUAUUUGAUUCAUGAGGUUUCAAAAGUAA
Cucumis melo (muskmelon) is the source of this 2550-nucleotide messenger RNA. RefSeq names its product thylakoid membrane protein TERC, chloroplastic. The transcript is spliced from 14 exons. The record is from RefSeq and is a predicted model, not a curated record. Lineage: Eukaryota; Viridiplantae; Streptophyta; Magnoliopsida; Cucurbitales; Cucurbitaceae. Bases 72 to 1160 code for a protein of 362 amino acids. Gene Ontology annotation, cellular component: membrane.